Cylindrotheca closterium is the source of this 3523-nucleotide messenger RNA. NCBI's taxonomy places the organism in Eukaryota, Bacillariophyta, Bacillariophyceae, Bacillariales, Bacillariaceae. The record is from the annotation of a GenBank genome assembly.
CAGUCGUUGGAACUGGCAAACCAUUGAAGGACUGGAGCGCAUUGGACACCAGUGCACCAUUGGCAUUUUCUCCAAACCAGCAACGUCCCAUCUAUGGAGAUGGGAAGUACCGUCAUCUACGUACCCAAGGUCUGCCUGUCAAGUUUGUCAGAAAGGGCAAUCUCAAAGAGUUCAAGCGUCAGAUACAAGAAUUCAUCGAAGCAAACGGGUUCUUUGCCAUCACUCACGUACCUGAUCCAGUCUCUGGCGAAAUGCUCUGUAUUGUCAAUGGACAUCCAAGAUUCACGGUCCAGUCUGUUGCAAAGCAAGUUGAACAUCAGGAUAAGUGUUACGACAAGUACGACAAAGCAAACGACACUGAAGCCAAGAUCUUCCUAUGCAACAGCCUCAACCCAGAACUUGCUGCCAAAGACUGCCAAUCCUUUUCCCGUCAUGUUUCAAAAGUUCAUUCAGAUGCUCCAUUCACGGUCCAGUCUGUUACAAAGCAAGUUGAACAACAGGUCAAAUGUUACGACAAGUACGACAAAGCAAACGACGCUGAAGCCAAGAUCUUCCUAGGCAACAGCCUCGACCCAGAACUUGCUGCCAAACUCUACCUGAAGGUCAAGACUACCGAUCCGUUUCCCGUCAUGUUCCAAAAGUUCAUUCAGAUGCUCCACACCACGUCUAUCCAUUAUUUUGAAGGACUCAAGACAAACAUCCGCAAGCGCAAGCCCUCCCAAUACUCUGGAGAGGACAUUGCACAGAUGGCAGAGGACAACAAGGAAGACGCAAAUGAGUUGACGAUUGCGGGUCAGUAUGAGUUCAAUCUCAACAAUGUCAUGGUUGACAACUUCCUUGAAGCCUCCAGAGCUGAGCACAACUCUUACCGUCAUGAAAUGCUCAACGUCAGCGCCAAGAUGAACAAAGCACUGAUUGAGAUUGGCUACAUGGACAAGGAAGCAGCAGCGCAACAUUUGGAAGCAGAAGAACUUACACACGAGCACAUCUGUGACAAGGCCGAGGACGCUUACCGUACACUUUUUGACAAACAUCAAUGGCCUGCUGCGAGACCCACCAUCCGAGACUCCAAGACUCCGUAUGCCAAGAUGGCCAAGACAUUCACCCCCGAUGACGUCCAGAACCAUGCAUACGCUCUGAUCCACCAACAGACCGGUUCAAAGGGCAAGGCCAAACCUGACGACAUCUGUUUGAACUGUGGAGAGAAAGGACACUGGGCUCGCGACUGCAAAAGUGACAAGAAGCUCAAGCGACCUUUCAACAACAACAAGAAGAGUAAGCAUCAAAAGGAUAAGCACGGUUCCAGCUGGAAGACUACUCCACCUGCUCCUGGUGCACCUGAGACCAAGAAAGUCCGCGGAAAAGAUUUCAACUGGUGUGCUCACUGUGGACGUUGGUCGACCACCCAUGGUACUGACGGACAUACCAAUGAUGCCACCAAGCGCGACUUGAAAGGUUCGGGACCCCAAGCAAAUCACCUACGCUUCGCUGGAGCCUGGUACACUCCCCUCCGCCAUGAUCAGCCCAGUCUUCUGUCCCUACGUGUUGUCUGGACCAUCCUCCACCACCUUUUGAGCUACCUUCCCCAGUUGGUUGUUGCAUUCUUCCUGGCCCGUUCCAUUGGAGUCACUACACCAAAUCUUUCAGCCCUCAUUGCCGAUCAAGUCUCAACUGCAUCCUCUUUCUUGACCGAUCAAGUUUCCUUCAUGAUGAGUCAAGCUACCGCCGCCUCCGCCUACCUAUUCACUGCCGCUUCCACUGUCAUUGCUGCCUUUGAAGGAUCCCCUACCAACCGCCUUGCUCCGCUCCUGUGGUUCACCCUUCUGAUCCUCGUGUCCCUUCCUACCAAAGUGCAACAUCGUCUCAUUGGGUCCCCACCUCAAGAGUUUCGCCCGUUCCGGAUGACCAAAGCAAAGUACAAACGAUACAUUCAACAUUGCCGUCGUCAGCGCCGCCCCACUUCCUUCAGCCAUCGUCGCCACACCCGUCACUAUGGUCUCGCCACCCGCCGUCGCCUCAACCCACGAUCUCAAGAUAUCUUUGACUUGGUCCAACAUAUCAUUCAGUUUUUGGAGUCUCUCACGUUUCGUCGUUCCUGUCGAGAGGGAGAUAAUUGGAGAAGCAACAGACGACAUCAGAGAAAUCACAAUGAUCAAAGCAAUUGGCAGAGAACAAACGACGGUUGGAGAAACAUGAACGACAACGAACCUAGUACCCCUCAUGCUACCACUUCCCGCGAAACACCCCGUGAUGACCAUCAGCGUCGGCGUCCUGGCGAUCCAAACUGGACCUUCUACCAAGGUCCCCGCCAGCGAGGUGAAGAUGAUGCCUUCCGUUUUGAUCCUCCCAGACCUCGCUCCUGUCGCUACGACUCCUCCAGACAUUGUUCGGAUCGCCAUGACCCUUCUUCGACACCAAGUGACAACAUCUUCCGCCACUUCAAUACCUUUCCAAGAACGGAUCGAAUGCGCAGACGAAGGAUGACACGUCGACGUCAACCAAGCAUGCCACGAAUCUACAGACCUACCGUUGGCGUCGGACUCCCAAUGGCUCACAUUGCCGUUCUAUCUUCUCCGGCGGCCAAAGCCUUCUUCAAGAACGCCAAUAUUCCACAACAAUUCAGCAAGGUCAUCAACUGCUUCCGUGCUGCAAUGAAUCCAGAUGAAUUGAGAUCAGAUAUGUCAGGUGAUGAAAAGGCGACAAGGUACCCGAUAAUCUGGGAUUCCGGUGCAACAACUUCGAUCUCACCUUACAAGGACGAUUUUGUGGGAAAGCUUGAGCCAGCACCUCUUGGACUCAAGCUUCGUGGAAUUGCUAGCGGCCUAGAAAUCAAAGGGAUUGGACAUGUUGCAUGGUCAGUGGUUGAUACAACUGGCAUGUUACAAACAAUCAAGGUGCCUGCCCUAUACGUACCUUCUGCCACAGCUCGAUUGCUCAGUACCUCAAGUUUGCUCCAGACAUACACCGAUGAGUCCAUCUCAAUGAACGCUGAUCAUCUACAGUUGUCUGGAUCAGACAAAACAAAUUCAGUACACGUUGACCACGACCCUUCAACGAACUUGCCAACAUCGCUUGCCUACUCCCAUGGAACUGCCCCUAACCGAUUCGACGCAUUCGCGAGCAUCAUCACGUCCACCUUGGAGUCAAACCACAACCUCAGUCCUGCAGAGAAAGAACUCCUAAGAUGGCACCAUCGGCUCGGCCAUCUCAACUUCAGUCAGAUCCAAUUUCUCCUCCGCACAGGUGUAUUGGCACAUUCAGAGUCCGCUCGACGAUUGCAAGCUGCAGCAUCUCGGAUCACAACAUACCCACUUUGCCCAGCUUGCCAAUUUGGAAAACAACGUCGUCGACCUUCUCCCGGAAAGACUUCUCAAGUCGUUUGUGAUCGAGAGGGAGUUUUGAAGAAAGAAAACCUGUUCCCAGGACAAAAGGUGUCAGUUGAUCAUUUUGAGUGUACCACAAGAGGACGAUUGCUUCAUACCUUUGGCAAAGAAGAUCCCAAGACACAGUACACCGGAGGAUG